Messenger RNA from Penicilliopsis zonata CBS 506.65, 538 nucleotides. RefSeq lists its product as hypothetical. The record is from RefSeq and is a predicted model, not a curated record. Lineage: Eukaryota; Fungi; Ascomycota; Eurotiomycetes; Eurotiales; Aspergillaceae. Bases 102 to 389 code for a protein of 95 amino acids. The transcript is spliced from 2 exons.
GAGCCGGAAACUUCCAAAGUGCCUUUCAGCCUUUGAAAAGAAAUUGAUAUGGGAAGCGGGGUUUCAAAUAUCUUGUGGGCCGUGAUAGACGUCGAGCCGUUAUGAUGAUGGCAAUGAUAUAUGCUUUGCAUUUUUUAUUAUUAUCCUUUUUCCCACCUAUGCCCCUGUCCUUUGGCGUGACAAACAUGGAGCCUGACCACCAGACUUUUCCGGGACGGACUUAUGCAUGUCGUAGCAGACGUAGCACGGCGUCAGCAGUUCCCCUCCCCCCUCCCCCUCCCCCUGGUCCUCCACUCAAGGAAUGCCGACUGCAUGGAGGAGCAUGCGGAUCAUUUCGAGGCUGCAAGCUGGAACGGCCCGGCGCACGCCGAUUAGGCCGGCACCCUUGAAGAACAUGCCAGACAGCAAGCGGAGGACAAGCGAGGAGGGAGGAAGAGGAGGAGGAGGGGCUUGGCUACAGACCAGGAAGUGGGCAGUGAACCACUGACUAGUCAGGUAUAGAGUAUCUCUUUUUGCCCCUCUCCACAAGCGAGAUGAC